AUGAACCUCUUCACAACAUUCAUUGAUAAUUUUUGCCCUAAAGCAUACACAAUCAGAGAAUGUUCCAAAUACACCAUUUCAGAAGCCACAUCUUGUUUAGAUAUCACAACUUCGAUCUCCCCAUCUACUAUCUCAGACAUAACAUAUUCGAUUUCAAGACCAUUGAAAGCUAGACAAUUACCUCUUAUAACGUCCACCCAUGGUCGAUUUGUUUCCGUAUCUUUCUUUUCUUCCGCUACUUCUUCGAGAUGUUCCUAUGCUAUUGUCUCUAGGGUUUGCUUCACAACCAAGUUUUCCUUUUCGCUCUCUUUCAUUUUCCUACUAUGGCUUGCUCCAGGAUCAUUCAAACUCUCGAGUAACUCUUCUAAACGAGCAGACGAUGGUGUGAAGACUCAUACCACCGCCGGAGGUGUUGUCCGACCCCGCCCUCGCCCCAUUUCCACUUUAUGUAUUUAG
Vicia faba (fava bean) is the source of this 456-nucleotide messenger RNA. The record is from the annotation of a GenBank genome assembly. Lineage: Eukaryota; Viridiplantae; Streptophyta; Magnoliopsida; Fabales; Fabaceae.